AUGGGGUAUGAUGAAGAUGAAAUGGAGAGGGGAGAUGGCAAGUUAUACAAUAUAUAUGAGGAUGUACCUGAGUAUUGUUCUUAUUAUAAGCACCAAGGUCACACACCUGUGACAUGUACUAUGAAGAGAAGAGAUGAUGAAGCAAGAAAGAAAAAGGAGAUGGAAGAAGCUGAAAAACAUCUUAAAGAUCAGAUGCAUGGUAUUUCUGAGAGUACAAAAGCAGAACAAGUGCAAGAUCAGCAGAUUAAUACUGAGCAGCCAGAGACAAGCCACAACAAGGAUGCUGAAAAUACUCAAGAACAAGACCGAUGGCAAACUCAGAAAAGAAGGAGCAGAAAAAAUAACCAACAAACACAACAGGUUCAGCAGCGACAACAGCAGGUUCAACAACAAAUACACCAGCAACAGGUACAACAAAAACAGCAGGGAGUACAGAAACACCAACAGCAGCAGGUGCAGCAACAACAACAGCAACAGGUACAACAACAGCAACAUCAGCAGGUGGCUGCAGAUGAGUGGAUUACUAAUUCACGUAGGAGUGAUUGA
Messenger RNA from Capsicum annuum, 546 nucleotides. Its product is annotated as putative cyclin-dependent serine/threonine-protein kinase DDB_G0272797/DDB_G0274007. The coding region runs from base 1 to 546 and encodes 181 amino acids. The record is from RefSeq and is a predicted model, not a curated record. The transcript has 2 exons. NCBI's taxonomy places the organism in Eukaryota, Viridiplantae, Streptophyta, Magnoliopsida, Solanales, Solanaceae.